ACUGCCCGCAGUAUCAUGGCGGCCGCCAGCCCGGAGAGGAAGAGGCGGCGAGAGGAGAAGGAGGAGGCUGGGGUCGGGGAUGGGGCUGGGGUCGGGGAUGCGGAUGCGGAUGCGGAUGCGGGCGGCGGCGCCUUCCCGCUGGCCGAGCUCCGCGUGCGCAGGCUGUUGCGGGAGUCGGCGCGGGACAAGGCCGUGUUCCUGCACGGGCAGGUGAAUGGUACUUGUGGAGAAGUAAAGGAUGCUGUAGUGAUCCUGGAAAAGACUCCCUUCCAGGAGGAGAACAUCUCUGAUCUGCUGAAGAAUCACACCAAGUUACAGCUCCAGAUGUCCAAUGACAUCUAUAGCACCUACCACCUGUACCCACCUCCACAGCUGAGUGAGAUAAAAACCACAGUGAUAUACCCUGCCACAGAGAAACACCUUCAGAAAUAUCUGCGCCAAGAAGUGCAUCUCAUCCGCGAGACUGGGGAGGAUUACAAAAACAUUACGCUGCCGUUUAUCCAGUCUCAGAGCUUCAGCAUCCAGUGGGUAUAUAAUAUCCUGGAGAAGAAGGCUGAGGCUGAUCGGGUAAUCCAUGAAAACCCUGAUCCUUGCAAUGGCUUUGUUCUCAUUCCAGAUUUUAAAUGGAAUCAAAAACAGCUAGAUGACCUGUAUUUGAUAGCCAUCAGCCACCGACGGGAGAUAAAAUCACUGCGGGACCUCACCUCUGAGCAUCUGCCUUUGCUAAAGAACAUCUUGCAGGAAGGGAAGGAAGCCAUAUUGAAGCGCUUUGGGGUGGCUGGUACUCAGCUGAGGAUAUACCUGCAUUACCAGCCCUCCUACUAUCACCUGCAUGUGCAUUUCUCUGCUCUGAGCUACGAUGCGCCUGGCAUCUCAGUGGAGAGAGCUCACCUCCUGACAGAUGUGAUUGACAAUCUGGAGCUUGAUCCCCAGUACUACCAAAAGCAGGCACUAACCUUUGCUCUCCGGGCAGAUGAACCCUUGCUGAAGAAAUUCCAAGAGGCAGGAAGAGCUUGAUUUCAGAGACUGAAUGUGGGCUGGUAAAAUCUGUUUUUAUAUGGAUAUCUGUCAUUGACUUUUGUGGGGGUUUUAGUUUUUGUCACUAACUUUUUUUUUAACUUGGGUUUUGUAAGAAUUGGGAUUGCAUUCCCACAACUUUUCCCUCUGUUUUUUAACAAUAAAAAUUGGUUAUUAGACUUUUUA
Molecule: messenger RNA, 1203 nt
Organism: Gavialis gangeticus (Gharial)
Lineage: Eukaryota; Metazoa; Chordata; Crocodylia; Gavialidae
Gene: DCPS
Product: decapping enzyme, scavenger
Exons: 6
Coding region: 16-1017 (333 amino acids)
Biological process (GO): deadenylation-dependent decapping of nuclear-transcribed mRNA
Cellular component (GO): nucleus; P-body
Molecular function (GO): hydrolase activity; RNA 7-methylguanosine cap binding
Source: RefSeq, a predicted model, not a curated record